This is a messenger RNA of Mugil cephalus (flathead mullet), 3026 nucleotides long. RefSeq lists its product as uncharacterized. Gene Ontology annotation, biological process: regulation of DNA-templated transcription. Gene Ontology annotation, molecular function: DNA-binding transcription factor activity, RNA polymerase II-specific; RNA polymerase II cis-regulatory region sequence-specific DNA binding. Bases 1 to 2907 code for a protein of 968 amino acids. Lineage: Eukaryota; Metazoa; Chordata; Actinopteri; Mugiliformes; Mugilidae. The transcript has 4 exons. Gene Ontology annotation, cellular component: nucleus. The record is from RefSeq and is a predicted model, not a curated record.
AUGGUGGGCAGCUGUGUUACCGCUGCCCUCUUCCCGCUGCAGGCUCUUCAUCCCAAUGACAGGGCAGUCCACGGGACGGCUGAUUUGGACUGCUUCAUUACCCUGUCCACCCACCCAAUUAGGGGCCAGAUGGCGCUUCUGGCCAAUCAAAUCAUGGAUGCAAGGAUUCUCAGCAGUAUGAACGGAAGAGUAGAGCUUUCACAGUUCCUGAGAGUUACCAGUCAAAGCAUUGCCUCGCAGGUAAAUUCUGCCCAGGAGGACAGCCGCAAGAAUAGAAAGUACCCCUGUCCAUUGUGUGGAAAGCGCUUCCGCUUCAACAGCAUCCUCUCGCUUCACAUGCGCACUCACACCGGUGAGAAGCCUUUCAAGUGCCCGUACUGUGACCACAGGGCCGCACAGAAGGGCAACCUGAAGAUACACCUACGUACGCACAAGCAAGGCAUUCUGGGAAAAGGCCGUGGGAGGAUCAGGGAGGAGAACAGGCUGCUCCAUGAGCUUGAGGAAAGGGCAAUACUGAGAGACAGGCAGAUGCGAGCCGGACAAGUUAGCCAGCAGCAGCCUCAAACGUCUAAUAUUAACAAAGUUCAAAAGCCCCUGCUGCAGACCGUCCCGCCGCCACCUCAGUUCUUAACCAACUGCAGCGCACCGGAGAGCCAGCCACACGCGUCCACCUCCCCCAAGGUGACGACCGUCCACGAUGAGUCCACCCAGCCCCAAACCAACGGCUUCCGCUGCUCCUUCUGUAAGGGAAAGUUCAGGAAGCAACAGGAACUCGAGCGACACAUCAGGAUCCUGCACAAACCCUACAAAUGUACCUUGUGUGAGUUUGCCGCCUCACAAGAAGAGGAGCUCAUCGGCCACGUUGAAAUGACGCAUAUAACUGCCGACUCAGGCUCGGGACAGAAGCCUGCCGUGGGGUCUGGCGACAAGGGGAAACCCGUUGGUGAAUUCCCCUGUGAGGUGUGCGGUCAGACCUUCAGCCAGGCCUGGUUCCUGAAGGGUCACAUGAGGAAACACAAGGACUCUUUCGAGCACUGCUGCCAAAUCUGCGGCCGCCGUUUCAAGGAACCCUGGUUCCUCAAGAACCACAUGAAGGUCCACCUCAAUAAGCUUUCCGCGAAGAGUAAUCUCCCCGCUGACCGCGACUCCUCUGUUGAGAUGAGUAACCUAGCGCGAGACCAUCCGGGCAACCUCUACUCCCAGUACAUCUCCCGCAUUCACAACAGGUUCCUGACAGCCGACAGAGCCGACCAGCCAGAUUACAACCAGAUGAUGGCCACAGCAGGCGUUGACAUGACUGUCAGAGAGAUGUUGGGGAGGAUGAUUUCCUCGGGGCCUCUGACAGAUGCCGAGUCGUCUUCUUUGUUGGGCUUGAGUCCUCUCCACCCUCCUUUGGCCUCCACACAUGGCAUGGAAUAUCUGCAUAAAAUCAUCUCUAACCGAGAUACUCUCAACAACAACAGCAGCAGCAGCAGCAAUAGCUACGCAGGUUGGCAGAUCAUUACGCCAGGGCUGCCUAUUGACCAGCAAAUGUUCGGUCCCAAAGACCAGCCGCAGCAGUGCUCCUCCUUCCUGCCUGAGAGAUGUCCCCCUUUAGGGGGUGAUGGGAAACUGUGUCUUGGUGACCCAGACGUCAAGGCUGGCAGCAGACCGGGGAGCCCUGGCAGCAUAAGCCAUCAUGGGCCAACAGAGAUGAUCCCAGAAACAGGAAACUCCCACUCUGGCAGCGCUCUGGACCAUCGACCACAAUCUUCUUCUCCCGCUACAGGUGAGAAAGCCUACAGGUGUCCACUCUCCAGCGACUACGCCGCUGCACACACAGCCCCCCUCGGCUUCCGUCUGGAUCGCUACCACUACACCCACUGGCAGAACAACAGGGACCUCUCGCCUCCGCUGCAGCCCAGCAGCAGCAGCAGCAGCUCCAGCCCGAACCCCAAGCUCAGACCGAGAUCCAGGGAAGACUGGAGCCCAGCUGCUGGCCAGUACCUCGGCUUGGAGAGUGAAAGCGCCUUGCUCCUCAACAAGCAGUCCGACCUCUCCGACAAAGACGCAGGUGUCGACGGGUCUUCGUCUGGUCAGGCCAGGAAGUCUCAGUAUGAGCCCUUGGAUCUGUCUGUCAGGCCCGAGUCCGUCCCAUCUCAUUCAGCUGCGUCCCCUGCCGCACUGGUACAGAUGUCUGCCGUUUUUAGUAAUGGACUGUCUUCCUCCAUUACCCGCCGGCUACAAAGUUACUCUAAUGCACCAGCUGAACUCGCGUAUCAGUGUGACCUUUUGGACCAGGGAACAAAGGAAGAGAUGAGUGCACAGAACGCAGGCUCCACAGGUCACAACGGAGAAGGCGAAUACGAGCGACCUGAGCAAAGGAGGGAGGACGAAAGCGACGACGCCGCCAAGUGGAAGAUGCUUAAAAAUAACGAGUCGAAGGAGCUGGGCCAGGCUGACUUCGAGGGUCCCGGCGAGAAGAAGCAAGACAAGAUGGGAGAGUGGGGCAGAGCCCUGGCUGACUCCCCCAUCUCCUCCCUGGAGUGCUUGACCCCCGGACAGGCCGACCCACUCCAGCACCAGGGCGGCCUCCUCUCCUUCCUCAGAGCCCAGGGGAACCUGACCAGCACCGCCGCACACAAACUCAGUCUGAAUGGCGUGGCCAAGGUGGAGACAGAUGUUACAUCAGCUCGAAAGCCGUUCCAGUGCAGGUACUGCCCUUAUAGUGCCUCCCAGAAGGGCAACCUGAAGACCCACGUCCUCUGCGUCCACCGCAAGCCCUUCGACAACAGCCUCUACCCCGACCGCCGCCUACGUCGCUCGCACACGCCCCAGACGCCCUCCGGUUUGCCUCCGAGUCUCCCAGGAGACAACCACGCGCCUGGGAGAGACCAGAUCGGCAUGACAUCACUCUGUGGGACUUGAUGCUGUCAUAGCAACAGCAGAUACAGACAGUUAUGAUUAUUGUUUAGCUUCACCUCAAACGGGUUAGAACUGGCUGAGAUUGUUAAAAAAAAAAAAAAGAAAGAAAAAAGAAAAAAGAA